AUGGAAGGUAGCAAUAUCAAAGAAUUCCAAUGCAAUAUGGAGCAUUUUAGAUGGUUGAGGAUCUUAAAGCUUGAUUUCUGUCAACAAUUUAAGAAAACCCCAAACUUCACUGGAUCACAGACUCUUCAUAAAGUAUCCUUAAUUUGUUGUUCAAGUUUGGUCAAGGUACACCCAUCAAUUGGAUGUUUGGAGAGACUCGUUGAGUUAAAUUUCUUCCGUUGCAAGGAACUCAAGGUUCUUCCAAGUAGCAUUUGCAAGUUAAAGUCACUUGAAGUUUUACGUUUAGAUGAAUGCGAAAAACUGAGGGAACUUCCAAUUGACUUGGGAAAAUUAGAGCAACUAAGAGAGUUACUUGCUAAUGGAAAUGCCAUCUCACAUAUACCAUUUUCUUUCGGAUGUUUGAGAAAUCUAAAGACACUGUAUCUGGGGAAGAGCAAGAAUUGUGUACUAUCAAAAUCAAAAUCUCAACUUCUUGACAAUUUAUCAUCACCUCUUUUUUUGUCAAGAAGAAGUCGUGUUGGUGUUGGUUUCUUUCCACCUUCAGUUGCAAAUUUGUGCUCUUUGGAAUUUCUAUAUCUGAAUGACAUCUAUCUACAUGAAGUAGAUCUUAGGAUCACUCUUGAGAAUUUGACCUCAUUGGUAUCUUUAGAUUUAUCAGGGAGUUAUUGUCAUCAAAGCUUACCCUUUGACCUUUGUCAUCUUUCAAACUUGAAAUUUCUAUCCUUGAACAAUUUGGAAAAUCUUAGAGUACUUGUAGAACUUCCUCCUAGUUUGGUGAAUCUCUCUGCAGGAAAUUGUGUUUCAUUGGAAAAUAUAGCAGUUGUAUCAAACUUGAAGAGACUUGAAGUGUUGCGUAUUGGGAAUUGCAAAAGUUUGGUUGUGCUUCCAAACAUGGAGAGUCUUUCAUCCUUAGUAGAGCUUGACAUAAGCAAUUGCAUAAGUUUGGUUGAGCUUCCGGACAUGGAGAGUCUUUCAUCCUUAGAAAUUCUUGGCAUAAGGAAUUGCAUAAGUUUGGUUGAGCUUCCGAACAUGGAGAGUCUUUCAUCCUUAAAAUGUCUUAACAUAAGGAAUUGCAAUGCUUUAACUAUUCCUGACAACUAUUUGCAUGAAGAAGAUUUUCCAAUUGUUCUUAGGAGUUUGUCCUCCUCGUUGAAUGAAAUAGAUUUAAUGGGAAGAUAUUAUCUUCAAAGUUUACUAUUAAACCUUUGUCAUCACUCCAAUUUGAAGUAUCUCUGCUUAGACGAUCUGCAGAAUCUUAGAUUACUUCCACAACUUCCUCCUAAUUUGGAGAUACUCUCUGCAAAGAAUUGUGUCUCAUUAGAAAAGAUAGCAGAUCUAUCCAACUUGAAAAGACUCCAUGAACUAGAUAUUCAGAACUGUAAAAGUUUGGUUGAGCUUUCAGGCUUGGAGAGUCUUGAAUCCUUAACUGUUCUUGGGAUAGCAAAUUGCAUUGGUUUGAGGAUUCCUUCAAUUGAAAAGUGGUUCAAGGCACAUUCUAAAGGUGACAGUGUCGAUAUUUCGCUUUGCGCGAACUAUGGGUCUGUACUCUGCAUUUUUCGAAAACCUAUGGGGGAUGUACAGCUUCAAAUCAUGCACAGUGUGAUUGAUCCCUGCAGUGAAAUUGAGGGUUGCAAUGGAAUUCGUUUGAGUGCGAGAAUCAAAAGCAGUGAAAUAGAGAAGGCGAAGUGCGUUUCUUUCCAUCCACAAGGGGAUUCAUUCCUGCCAGCUGAUUUUGUAAAGGAUGCAUAUAAUGUUAUUAGAGUAGCAUCAGAUCAGACUUGCGUUAGUUGUACGUGUUUAGCAUCUUCAGCUUUUGCUGCAAAUGAAAGUAAAAAUGGAUUGUAA
Ipomoea triloba (trilobed morning glory) is the source of this 1845-nucleotide messenger RNA. Its product is annotated as disease resistance protein TAO1-like. The record is from RefSeq and is a predicted model, not a curated record. The transcript has 4 exons. The coding region runs from base 1 to 1845 and encodes 614 amino acids. Lineage: Eukaryota; Viridiplantae; Streptophyta; Magnoliopsida; Solanales; Convolvulaceae.